ACCCUUCACCACUUUACACUUCACUCCCUUUUUCAUUUCUUAAACCUCUCUUAUCUUUUAAUUUUUUAUCCUUUCUUCUCUGCCUUUCUCGCUUGACAAACCCCAUGUCCUCCUUCGCCGCUCCCACCCACCUCCUCCCUACCCACUCCUCCACCCCCACUUUCUCUCGCCCUAAAUUACCCGCCGCCCGCUUCUCCUCUUCCCUUACCCCACGCGCCACUCCUGUACAAUGUAAUCUCUCCUCUCAAAACCCUAACAAACGUACUAACAACACUGCCAAUUACACUAAUGUCCUUAAAUCCCUCUCCAAACCCCUUGCCGUUGCGUCGGCUGCCACUGCCACUCUCUUCCUCCGACUCACCCCCAUUCUCGGUGGCGGCGAUGGUGGAGGUAGUGGAAAUGGCGGAUUCGGUGGUGGUGGUGGCGGUGGAGAAAACGCUGGGGGUAAUGGUGAUAAUGGGUUCUGGAGAAACCUAGUUUCUCAAGAUUCAGCGAUUGCAGAUGAAAAUAACGAGUCACAAGAGUGGGACUCUCACGGUCUCCCAGCGAAUAUCAUUGUUCAACUCAACAAGCUCAGCGGAUUCAAAAAAUAUAAGCUUUCAGAUAUUUUGUUCUUCGAUCGGCGCCGUGGCGUCACUGUGGGAACUGAAGAUUCUUUCUUUGAAAUGGUUUCUUUACGUCCUGGAGGAGUGUAUACAAAAGCCCAGCUUAUGAAAGAGCUCGAAUCCUUAGCCACUUGUGGGAUGUUCGAGAAGGUUGAUAUGGAGAGUAAAACGAAACCUGAUGGUACACUAGCCUUAACAAUAUCAUUUUUGGAGAGUACGUGGCAGUCAGCUGACAGAAUUAGGUGCAUAAACGUGGGUUUGAUGGCCCAAUCGAAACCUAUUGAAAUGGAUCCUGAUAUGACUGAUAAGGAGAAAAUGGAGUAUUAUAAGAGUCAGGAGAAGGACUAUAGGAGGAGGAUUGAUAAGGCCAGGCCGUGUUUGUUGCCCCUUUCGGUGCAUAGAGAGAUUUUACAGAUGUUAAAGGACCAUGGAAAGGUGAGUGCGAGGUUGUUGCAGAAGAUAAGGGACAGGGUGCAGAAGUGGUACCAUGAUGAAGGGUAUGCUUGUGCACAAGUGGUGAAUUUCGGGAACUUGAAUACGAGGGAAGUGGUUUGUGAGGUUGUAGAAGGGGAUAUAACUCAGUUGGUGGUACAGUUUCAGGAUAAGCUUGGGAAUGUAGUUGAAGGGAACACUCAAUUGCCUGUUGUCAAGAGAGAGUUGCCCAAACAGCUUCGACAAGGCUAUGUUUUUAACAUAGAAGCUGGGAAACAAGCUCUGAGAAAUAUAAACUCGCUGGCUUUGUUUUCCAAUAUUGAGGUGAACCCACGCCCUGAUGAAAAGAACGAAGGAGGAAUCAUUGUUGAGAUCAAGCUUAAAGAACUGGAUCAAAAAUCAGCUGAAGUCAGUGCUGAAUGGAGUCUUGUUCCUGGACGAGGUGGACGCCCCACAUUUGCUUCACUUCAGCCUGGUGGAACUGUAUCUUUUGAACACCGGAAUCUGAAAGGGCUAAAUAGAUCCCUUCUCGGUUCAGUGACCACCAGCAACUUCUUAAAUCCUCAGGACGAUCUUGCUUUUAAGCUGGAGUAUGUACAUCCAUAUUUGGAUGGUGUGUACAACCCUCGUAACCGUACUUUCCGUGCAAGCUGCUUCAACAGUCGGAAACUAAGUCCAGUGUUCACUGGCGGACCAGGAGUGGAUGAAGUCCCUCCUAUUUGGGUUGAUCGAGCUGGAGUCAAAGCUAAUAUUACAGAGAAUUUCACCCGUCAAAGCAAAUUCACUUAUGGUCUUGUCAUGGAAGAGAUAACAACACGUGAUGAAAGCAGUCAUAUCUCUCCAAAUGGUCAAAGAGUGUUGCCAAGUGGAGGAAUUAGUGCAGAUGGACCUCCAACCACCCUCAGUGGUACUGGCAUUGACCGAAUGGCCUUUUUACAGGCAAAUAUUACCCGUGACAACACCAAGUUUGUGAAUGGAGCUAUUGUUGGUGAGAGGAAUGUAUUUCAAGUGGACCAAGGCAUUGGUGUUGGCAGCAAGUUUCCAUUCUUUAACCGCCAUCAAUUGACAUUGACGCAAUUUAUCCAAUUGAAGCCAGUUGAAGAAGGUGCUAACAAACCACCACCACCUGUUCUAGUACUUCAUGGCCACUAUGGAGGUUGUGUGGGAGACCUUCCAAGUUACGAUGCAUUUACACUAGGGGGUCCAUACUCAGUGAGGGGUUAUAAUAUGGGUGAGCUAGGUGCUGCCAGAAACAUUCUUGAGCUUGGAGCUGAAAUCCGGGUACCUGUGAGAAAUACACACGUGUAUGCGUUUGCAGAGCAUGGCAAUGAUCUAGGAAGUUCGAAGGAUGUGAAGGGGAACCCCACUGAGGUCUAUAGGCGCAUGGGUCAUGGUUCAUCAUAUGGUGUUGGUGUCAAGCUAGGUCUAGUGCGAGCUGAGUAUGCGGUUGACCAUAAUACUGGGACUGGUGCAAUAUUCUUCCGUUUUGGGGAGAGAUAUUGAAUGCGAUUAGAUUUCAUAGUUUGCUUAGUACAGUCAGGCCUUUAGGUUUUUCAACAAAUAUUAAGAGCCUUGAAUAUCUGUCAAAUGCUUAGACCUAGAUAAAAUGAUUUAAUUUGAAAGGCUUUCUUUCUUAAAA
Pistacia vera is the source of this 2676-nucleotide messenger RNA. RefSeq names its product protein TOC75-3, chloroplastic. The coding region runs from base 105 to 2540 and encodes 811 amino acids. Gene Ontology annotation, biological process: protein import into chloroplast stroma; chloroplast organization. The record is from RefSeq and is a predicted model, not a curated record. Gene Ontology annotation, molecular function: protein-transporting ATPase activity. Lineage: Eukaryota; Viridiplantae; Streptophyta; Magnoliopsida; Sapindales; Anacardiaceae. Gene Ontology annotation, cellular component: chloroplast outer membrane. The transcript has 7 exons.